Molecule: messenger RNA, 795 nt
Organism: Octopus sinensis (East Asian common octopus)
Lineage: Eukaryota; Metazoa; Mollusca; Cephalopoda; Octopoda; Octopodidae
Product: tigger transposable element-derived protein 1-like
Exons: 2
Coding region: 1-795 (264 amino acids)
Cellular component (GO): nucleus
Molecular function (GO): DNA binding
Source: RefSeq, a predicted model, not a curated record
AUGUUGGGAGGUAAUUGUGCAGGAGAUUUUAAGUUAAAGCCAUUGCUUGUGUAUCAUGUACACAACCCCCGUGCCCUGAAGAACAUACCCAAAGCAUCUCUCCCUGUUAUAUGGAUGGCUAAUUCAAAAGCCUGGGUUACUGUUGUUUUUGAAUAUUGGUUCUUCAAUCAUUUUAUCCCAUCAGCAGAGAAGUAUAGUAAGGAGAGGGGAAUUCCUUUUAAGGUUUUACUUAUCUUCGAUAAUGCUCCUGAGCACUCGCAAAACACCGUAAAUUUUGACCCCAAUGUUACUAUCGUAUACUUCCCUCCGAACGCCACAUCUCUUCUGCAGUCAAUGGAUCAGGGAAUAAUUGCUGUCUUCAAGUGUUACUAUAUGAAACGUACGCUGCGGCAAGCAAUUGUCGCAACUGAUUUUGAUGAGUCCAUCACACUUCGUGACUUUUGGAAGAGAUACGAUAUCUACAAAGCUGUACAGAACAUAGCAGUGGCAUGGAAUGAUGUACAGAACACGGCUAUGAAUGGUGUAUGGAAGAAGCUUUGCCCGCAAUUCGUGAAUGAUUUUCAGGGGUUUGAUAAUGUUGCCAUCAACAAAACGUUGGAUAUGGAAACAAAUGCUCAACGCUUUUCUAAGAUUAUGGAGGCUUGUCACGAAGCUUUUGCUCCUUAUAAUGUAACCCUUGAGGAAAAGAAGACAGUUCAAAGAACUCUCAGUCGAUCUUUUAAGCGCAUCGAACAAGAACAGCAAGACUCAGCUGUUGAUCUUGACGAUCCACAGCCAUCAACAUCCGCGAUGUAA